CUUCUGGCAGCCUCUGGGCACAGGUGAAUCCCGGUCCUUUACGGCAUCUCGACAGGGCGGUUGGGUUGGUCUGAUCUCCUGAGGGCUCAUUAUCUCGCGGUCUCCCUUCCUGUCUUUUCCUUCCCCUGGAUUCCCUUUCCACCACAUCAUCAACGUCUUCAUCCCUACUAAUCCCGUCGUUAUUGUAAUUCAUCCACCUUUACAGACCUCACUCGUUCGGUCCCAUAAUCUUUUGUUUUGCGAUCCGGGAGGAAGGCGUAUAGCGUAGCUUACAGGAGCUUAGGUGAGUGCAGGUGCAGUCAGUGAGUGGCAGUUGCCGUUUUUUGCUUCCCUCUCCCUCGGGCAACCAGCACAGUGGUUCGACGGCUAACCCACGAACUCGACAGGGGUUUCUGAAUACCGUACACAUCAACAGUCGAUCAUCCAUACGAAACAUUCAUCCCUCCGCACACGAAAUACUGUUACGCGAAAUAAACAUCAUACAGUAAUUGCUGAUUAUCGUUGGUCUUGGAUACGUCCUGAUUGUUGUGUUGAUUUUUUUGGGAGGAGCUUUGGUUCCGAGGGGUUUUGUCAACAACACCAUCCGAACAACCCAAACACAUACAUACACCAUGAGGGCCACGAUAAACCUCUAUUCCUUACUUAUUCUUCUUCUUGCCACUUUUUCUGCAGCAUGGCCUUGGCCAGAAUGGCUACCUGAUAGGGAUGCAUUGAUUGUACGACAAGACAACAACAACAAUAACCGUGAGCAUACCAUUUCCGUCCAAGGGGUAAAGUAACCAAAACUAACAAUCACACAGCACCACCAGCAUCAAACGCCCCUCGACCUACCGCAGCCCCUGCUCCAACAGAAAACCGCAAUCCUUCGAACACUGAUUCUAAUGCAAGUGGAACCGACAGACCCGCUGCAACAGGUACAGAUAGACCCAAUCCCUCAGCAACCGACAGCAGAGGACCCAUUACCGACGGUCCUCAGCCCACUGAUGCCUCCACCACCGCCUCGACCGAGAAAUCCUCCUAUGGAAACGAGAACCCAGCUGGAGGAGUAGUCCUCGUAACACCCGCCGUCCUCCAGGGCUCGCAAUUCUACAAGAUCGGCGACAAAGUCACUUUUGCAUGGAACUACACCAAUCUCCUUGCAACCCCCACGGCAGUCAACGUCUACGCAACCAACGCCCUGGCAAAGAACUACUAUACCAUGACAGCCAACAUGACGGUUGGAGGUAACGCAACGAAUGCCGUGAUCUGGGAUACCGCGAAUUAUACCUCUUCUCCUUCAGGAGUUACGGAUCCCUUAUUGACAGCUCAAUACACGCUUAUUAUCUUCGAUUCAGAUAGUAGUGUGAGUGCGACUGCGCAACCGGGAUACCUAGCUGUAUACAACCAGUACCAGUUCGGGAUGUAUUUGAAGCAGCCAUACACCGAUUUGGCAGACGGGUAUAAAUGCGCGACUUGCAGUGGCGCCAUGGGGGAUAUGGAGAGGAGAUUCCUCAGUUUUGUUUUUGGAAUGGGCUUACUUACCGUUCUCAGUUUCACCUGGUUCGUUACUGGGACGGGCGUAGUAUGGUGAUGAAUACACAUACAUAUGAAAAAUAGCAUGGAAAUAAUCCUAGAUCGGAUUGGGGAAAAAAGAGAUACGAGAGAGCAUCAUUGGAUUGGUGUACAUGUCACUUUUGUUACAAGGGAAUUAAUUGCUUUGAUCUACCGAGUCAGUCAGUCAGUCAAACAUGGGCAUAGGUGUUUGCCGUUACGCUCCUUUUGCAUUGUUUGGGAAUGGGGGGUUCGGGGGCAUUAUGGUGUUUAUGGGUCGAUCCUUUUCUUUAUUUUUUGUUUUCCAACAUCCGGGGGUUCUGGGCAUAGAUAGCAUAGCGGCAGAGCAGUGCAAAGCAGCUGAGUGCCAAUGGUAUGGUAUGGUAUGGUCAGUCAGUCAAUACUUUACGUAAUGAAUGGUGAGAAGAUGUGUGGAGCAAAUGGGGGAGAUUGAAGCGGGAUGUGGUGAGAGGAGAUU
Hymenoscyphus albidus is the source of this 2008-nucleotide messenger RNA. The record is from the annotation of a GenBank genome assembly. NCBI's taxonomy places the organism in Eukaryota, Fungi, Ascomycota, Leotiomycetes, Helotiales, Helotiaceae.